GGCAUUUAUUCUUGAGAACGAAAGCUCUCGCAAUAAUUCCAAAGUUAUGGAUUGAAAAGUUUCUACUUUCUAGAGAGAGGAUCUGCAGUACAGAGAGAGAAGGACCACGUAAACGAAUACAGUCCAUCUCUCUCUUCUUGCAAUGUCCGGCGAGGCUUCUUAUUCUGGGUUUAAUCUUGAAGGCAUUGAUGAUGUUCAAGAUUUUCCAUGGGCGAAUUCAGGAGAGACGCCAUCUAUAUCGCGGGACAGGUACAAUCAUCUAUGUGAGACUGUGGAGAUGGGUAAUCAAGCAUAUCGCGAGAACAGAUGGGACGAGGCUAUCAAUCGUUACACAAGAGCUAGCAACAUUACGCCGGAUGAUCCUUUUAUUCUUAGCAACAGAUGUGCUUCAUACCUCAGGUAUAGCCAGUUUCUGAAAAGUAGAUCUGCAUCAGAUUCAGAAUACAGGCCAUUGAGUGGGUUGGAUCCUACAACAUAUGCUGGGCUUGCACUAAAGGAUGCUGAGAAGGUGAUGCAUCUGCAGAACAAUUCAGUUACCUCAUAUAUUCUGAAGGCAAACUCACUCAUUUUGUUAGAAAAAUAUGAGCUCGCCCAAGAGAUAAUCCGUUCAGGACUUCAAAUGAAUCCUCUAAGCAAUCCCCUUCUAAAUUUGGAGAAAUCAAUCAAAACUACACUUGGAAGGAGAAACCACGGGAGACCACAGCGCAGUGAUGAAUUUGACUGUACCCUGUGCUUAAAGCUAUUAUAUGAACCUAUAACAACUCCCUGUGGACAUUCUUUUUGCCGUGCAUGCCUUUUCCAGUCAAUGGACCGAUAUAACAAAUGUCCAUUGUGCCGAACAGUUCUUUUCAUUAGUUCCAGAACGUGUGCAAUCAGUGUUACAUUGAAAAACAUAAUAGAAAAAACUUUUCCUGAGGAAUAUGCUGAAAGGAAGGCUGAGAAUGACAGUUUGAUAAACCCCGGUGUUGACUUGCUGCCUCUUUUCGUCAUGGACGUUAUUCUACCAUGCGAGAAGCUCGCACUCAACAUUUUUGAACCUCGUUACAGACUUAUGAUCAGGAGGAUAAUGGAAGGAAAUCGCCGAAUGGGAAUGGCUGUUCAUGAUUCUACGACAGGUUCGGUAGCUGAUUAUGCUUGUGAAGUGGAGAUUAUAGAAUGUGAGCCACUUCCAGAUGGGCGUUUCUUUCUGGAGGUUGAAAGUCGACGUAGAUGCCGCAUCGUACGACAUUGGGAUCAAGAUGGGUAUCGUGUUGCUGAGGUUGAAUGGAUACAUGAUAUAUGCCUAGCCGAAGGAACAAGAGAGAGGCAUGAAUUACUGGAGACGGCAAAUAAGGCGGCGGCAUUUGCUCAACAAUGGUUGAGGAACGCACAACAAGUAGCAGGAGAUCGUAGACGUGCAGAACUCUUCAAAGCUGAAGGAUUGAUGCCAUCACCACAGGAUCCUGAGCGCUUAAGUUUUUGGCUUAACACUCUGACCAGUCGUAGACCAACAGAGAAAUUAGACCUGCUUCAGAUAAGAGAUACACCUGAGAGGAUAAGGAGAGGUCUGCUAUACAUGAAACAAGAAGAACAAGGUUGCCGGCUUGCAACGGUUACUGCUCCAUAUCCUACUGUCCUUGUACGGGCUUUAAGAUUUUCGACAUAUUCUAACAUCUAUCAUUUUUUUCUCUCAUACAACAAAAAGAUGAGAGGAAGAAAACACCCUCUUGUCAUUUUUGCUUAUCUUGUACUAGUUUUUGCAAAUGUAGCUACUUCAGCUUCAAAAGGAACGUUUACGCCGACCGAUAACUAUCUGAUCAAUUGUGGAUCUCCUGAUACUACUUUGCUUGAUGAUGGAAGGACUUUUAAGUCUGAUCCUCAAUCUGCUUCUUACUUGUCUACUGAUGAGACUAUUUUAGCUUCUGUUAAGUCUUUAUCAGAAAAGGUCACUUCUUUUUCCUCUGCCUCUUUGUUAUAUCAUACAGCAAGAAUAUUUGAAAGUGAGUCUAUGUAUAGGUUUCUUGUUUUCAAACCAGGCAGACAUUGGGUGCGUUUGUACUUUUAUCCUAUUCAACAUCCAAAUUAUAAUCUAGCAAGUGCUAUGUUUACUGUUACUUCUGAUAAUAUUGUUUUACUUCAUGAUUUCUCAGUGAAAGAUACUAGUAAAGUUGUGUUCAAAGAAUACCUUAUUAAUAUUACUUCAUCUCAAUUCACUCUCAAAUUUUCACCUUUGAAGAGAUCUUUUGCUUUUAUCAAUGCCAUUGAGUUUGUGUCAGCACCAGAUGAUCUCAUUCCUGAUUCAGCUGCUGCAGUUUCCCCUGUUGGUGAUUUUAAUGGCCUGUCUCAAUUCGCGUUUGAAGUAAGUUAUCGGUUAAAUGUUGGAGGGCCAAUUGUCACACCAAAAAAUGAUACAUUGUGGAGGACAUGGUUGCCUGAUAAUAAGUACAUGGCAUUUCCUGAAGGGGCUCAGAAUGUGUCGGUUCCUCUAACGACAAUCGUUUAUCCAGAUGGAGGGGCGACACCUUUGAUUGCCCCGAGUUCAGUUUAUGCUACGGCUGAUAUGAUGGCAGAUUCUGGGGUGCCCAACUCGAAUUUCAAGCUAACGUGGGAGAUGGACGUUGAUUCGAGCUUUUCCUACUUUAUCAGAAUGCAUUUCUGUGAUAUUGUGAGCAAAGGCCUAAAUGAGUUGUACUUCAAUGUCUAUGUUAAUGAGGUGGUAGGGGUCUCUAGUCUUGACCUUUCAACACUGACUUCAGAGUUGGCCACCCCUUAUUACAAAGACUUUGUGCUCAAUGCCACAGCCAUCACCAACGGUUCGAUCAUCGUGCAGGUGGGACCCGCGUCAAACGUCCAGUCUAUCCUCCCAAAUGCCAUCCUCAAUGGAUUGGAGGUCAUGAAGAUGAGCAACAUGGAGGGAAGCUUGGAUGGGCUGUUCUCAUCUGGUGGACGGCAUGGUGUAAUGCCAAGAUCACGCGGAAAGAGAAUUGCUGCAGCUUUUGGAUUGGCAGUGGGGUUUACAGCAUUAGUAUUGCUUUUGAUGGGCAUUGUUCGUUGGCGAAGGAAGCCAACAAAGGGUUGGGAGAAGCAGAAGACAUUCUCUUCAUGGCUUCCUCUCAAUGCUAGUUACUGCAGCUUCAUGUCAAGCAAGAGCAAGACUAGUUGUUCAACAAUCAUAUCCUCUGGCCUCAACUUUGGCCGCGUCUUUACUUUCAAUGAAAUCAAGAGAACAACAAAAAACUUUGAUGAAAAAGCAGUCAUUGGUGUUGGAGGCUUUGGAAAAGUGUAUCUUGGUGUAUCAGAAGAUGGAACAAAACUAGCUAUAAAGCGAGGAAAUCCAUCAUCCUCACAGGGCAUCAACGAAUUCCUAACAGAAAUUGAGUUGCUAUCCAAGCUUAGGCAUCGACAUCUUGUUUCACUCAUUGGUUAUUGUGAUGAACAAUCAGAAAUGAUUCUAGUCUAUGAAUACAUGUCUAAUGGUCCUUUGCGUGACCACAUUUAUGGUUCCACUUUGCCAACUCUAACAUGGAAACAAAGGCUCGAAAUCUGCAUAGGAGCUGCUCGAGGACUGCACUACCUUCACACUGGUUCAACUCAGGGAAUAAUACAUCGCGAUAUAAAAACUACAAACAUCCUCCUUGAUGAGGACUUUGUCGCAAAGAUGGCUGAUUUUGGCUUGUCAAAAACCGGUCCUUCACUGGAGCAAACACAUGUUAGCACAGCAGUGAAGGGUAGUUUUGGUUACCUUGAUCCUGAAUACUUCAGAAGACAACAACUCACAGAAAAAUCUGAUGUGUACUCGUUCGGGGUAGUCCUCUUUGAGGUACUAUGUGCAAGACCUGCUCUUGAUCCUGCAUUGCCAAGAGAACAAGUGAAUUUGGCAGAGUGGGCAAUGCAGCAACACAAAAAGGGCACUCUGGAGAAGAUCAUAGACCCUCAUAUUGCAGGAACCAUUACCCCUGAGGCGUUAAGGAAAUACGUGGAAGCUGCAGAGAAAUGCUUGGCAGAAUAUGGGGUUGAUAGGCCUGCAAUGGGAGAUGUUUUGUGGAACUUAGAAUAUGCCUUGCAGCUUGAAAGUGCAUCCCCGAGUAGUGUUCCAGUGAAGAAUGAGAAUGAGAAUGAGAAUGAAAAUUCCAAGCCAAGUUCUUCAGAACAGCCUGGAACGAAUUCGAAGAGCAAUAAAGAAGCUCAGCUCAUUGACAUUAAUGAUGAUUCUGGAGUGGUGGUUGGUUCUCCUAUGUUCUUAGAAGGUUUUCAAGGAAGAUAAUAACUGAAAUAAGUAACUAAAACCAAAGAUGAUCAGCCUUUUUGUUUUUUGAUUUUUUC
Molecule: messenger RNA, 4302 nt
Organism: Solanum stenotomum
Lineage: Eukaryota; Viridiplantae; Streptophyta; Magnoliopsida; Solanales; Solanaceae
Product: probable receptor-like protein kinase At5g61350
Exons: 21
Coding region: 143-4243 (1366 amino acids)
Biological process (GO): protein autophosphorylation
Cellular component (GO): plasmodesma; plasma membrane
Molecular function (GO): transmembrane receptor protein tyrosine kinase activity; protein binding; ATP binding
Source: RefSeq, a predicted model, not a curated record